This is a messenger RNA of Ostrea edulis (European flat oyster), 531 nucleotides long. RefSeq lists its product as uncharacterized. The record is from RefSeq and is a predicted model, not a curated record. The transcript has 2 exons. Lineage: Eukaryota; Metazoa; Mollusca; Bivalvia; Ostreida; Ostreidae. Bases 1 to 531 code for a protein of 176 amino acids.
AUGUACCAACUACCGAGGGAUUACGCUCCUGUCUAUACCAGGGAAAGUGUUCAACAGGAUAUCCUGAACAGAAUCAAAGACCAAGUAGAUGCUCACCUAAGGGACCAGCAAGCUGGCUUCCGUAAAGACAGAUCCUGUCCAGAUUGUGAGAGGGAGUUCGAAAAUCUGGACAGGAAAACUCUCUGGAACCUACUCCGACACUAUAAGGUGCCUGGAAAGAUAGUUAACACCAUCAAAAAUUCUAAUGAAGGGAUGACCCGCAGAGUAGUCCAUGGAGGCCAGCUUACAGAGGCCUUCGAGGUGAAAACAGGAGUUUGUCAAGGGUGCUUGCUCUUCCCAUUUCUCUUCCUGCUCGCUAUUGACUGGAUAAUGAAGAUGUUGACGGUCAACACAACAACAGGAACCCAGUGGGCACGGAUACUUUUCAAGCAACUUGACGAUCUCGACUUCACAGAUGACCUGGCACUAUUGUCCCAUACCCGACAACAAACACAGGAGAAAAUCAACAAUGUACCAUCCACCACAGUUUAA